This is a messenger RNA of Beta vulgaris subsp. vulgaris (sugar beet), 722 nucleotides long. RefSeq names its product multiprotein-bridging factor 1b. Gene Ontology annotation, cellular component: nucleus. Lineage: Eukaryota; Viridiplantae; Streptophyta; Magnoliopsida; Caryophyllales; Amaranthaceae. The coding region runs from base 137 to 565 and encodes 142 amino acids. The transcript is spliced from 4 exons. Gene Ontology annotation, molecular function: DNA binding. The record is from RefSeq and is a predicted model, not a curated record.
AGGAAUACAGGAUAAAGUAGUUGCCCUAAACUAAAACUCAACUAUCCUUUCAUAAGCAACUCAUCUUCAUCUUCAUUUUCAUCUCUAUCAUCUGCAAACUAACACACACACCUUUGCACUACUUCAACAAACAACAAUGGCAGGAAUUGGACCCAUGAGCCAAGAUUGGGAGCCCGUUGUCAUCCGCAAGAAAGCCCCCAACGCUGCCGCCAAAAAAGACGAGAAGGCCGUCAACGCCGCUCGUCGUGCUGGUGCCGAGAUCGAAACCGUUCGUAAAGCGGUGGCUGGAACAAACAAAGCUGCAUCCAGCAGCACCACUCUGAAUACUCGAAAGCUGGAUGAUGAAACUGAGAAUCUUGCUCAUGAUCGAGUUCCAACUGAAUUGAAGAAGGCCAUCAUGCAAGCUCGAAUGGAUAAGAAGCUCACUCAAUCUCAACUUGCUCAGUUGAUUAAUGAGAAGCCACAGAUUAUACAAGAAUAUGAAUCCGGAAAAGCCAUUCCAAACCAGCAGAUCAUUGGCAAACUUGAGCGCACUCUUGGGGUGAAACUGCGCGGAAAGAAGUAGACAUAAAAACACAAGUACCCGAAACUGUCCGUUUAAUGUGUCAUGCAGUUUGAAACUGGUGUAAAUGACUUCCAGACUGUUGCUUUUGUAUAAAUCUGGGGUUGGACUAAAUCUAUGGAUAUGAAUAACACAACGUUUGAUCUUUUGUUCCCUGCCA